This is a messenger RNA of Leguminivora glycinivorella, 1315 nucleotides long. RefSeq names its product heat shock protein 67B1-like. NCBI's taxonomy places the organism in Eukaryota, Metazoa, Arthropoda, Insecta, Lepidoptera, Tortricidae. The transcript has a single exon. Bases 61 to 1293 code for a protein of 410 amino acids. Gene Ontology annotation, biological process: protein refolding; response to heat. The record is from RefSeq and is a predicted model, not a curated record. Gene Ontology annotation, molecular function: protein folding chaperone; structural constituent of eye lens.
CGCAUUUUCUCCCAGUGCACUUUAGAUAUUGCUCGACGCCUCAUUUCUUUCGCGAUUAGAAUGGCCUUCCCGCCUUCGCUGUGGCCCUCCCGGAUAUUCGACCAAAACUUUGGAAUGUGCAUCACUCCAAAUGACUUCCUAUUCCCCUUCUACACCACCUACAAAAACUACUAUAGGCCAUGGAAAUUCACUUCACAAAGCGUCGAUAAGGACUUUGGCUCAACAAUAAACAAUGAAAAGGAAUCAUUGAAGGUAACAUUGGAUGUGCAACAUUUUCGGCCUGAUGAACUAAGUGUUAAAGUGGCAAACAAGCAAAUUAUCGUCGAAGGAAAGCAUGAGGAGAGGAAGGACGAACACGGUUUUGUAUCCAGACAUUUUAUGAGGCGUUAUGCUUUGCCAAGCAAUUGUAUGCCGGAAGAUGUUAUUUCAAAAUUGUCGUCAGAUGGUAUUCUCACUGUAGUAGCGAAUAAGUCGAAAGAAUUGCCGAAAAACGAACAAAUUGUCCCGAUAACGUUAUGUAAACCAUGUCCUAAGAAGGAAGAAGGAACUAAAUCAGUCAUUAACACAGAUCAAAAAGACACAUCUGCUGAAAUUAAGAGAGAAGAUCUUAAUAAAAAUAAUACACAAAUCAUGUUGAAGGAAGACCAUUGUUGUCUGUUAUUAAAACCUGAAUUACUUCGGGAAGCUGCUUCAGAAAGUUCCGAAACAAUAGAGAAAAAAGAAAAGGUAGAUCAAGACAAACUGAAAACUUGCCAAAUAGGAAAAAACACAUCCGAAAUGUUGGAACAAACUUUUGCCCAGGCUAAUGCUGCUGCAUUAGCUUCAGAUGAAAAGUGUGAAAAAAUGUAUAAAUCAGCUUUGUCAAAAUCAGAAAUAGUCGAACAAAAAACAAGAGCAACUACUUCAGAUUCUGGGCUUUCUGGGGAAAGGACAAGUGCAGCAAUGUCUCCAUCUGCUGAAAAGUUGGAACAAACAUUUGCAAAGUUGAGUGAGACAUCAGAAGAAAAGUUUGAUCUGUUUGAUAAUACAAUGACAAAAUCAGAAGAAAUGUUAGAACAAAAAUUUGAAAAAUCAAGUGCUGCUAUGUCUGAAAAAGCUGGUUAUUCUAGAAUGACCAAGUCAGAAAUGUCAGAGGUCACUAGCACCUCUUCGGUGUCAGAAUGUAUUGAAAGUUCAACCAGUUAUAAGGCCUCUAUGACUUCUAAUAUACAAGAGAUUAGUGAAGAGUUAAGUGACUUUGUAUGUGACAUCUUGUCAUCUGAACUGGAUAAAACUCUAGAAAUUAAGAAAUAAUCAAAUUAAUAUAGAACUAUUA